Messenger RNA from Ostreococcus tauri, 1422 nucleotides. RefSeq names its product unnamed product. The transcript has a single exon. The record is from RefSeq and is a predicted model, not a curated record. Bases 1 to 1422 code for a protein of 473 amino acids. Lineage: Eukaryota; Viridiplantae; Chlorophyta; Mamiellophyceae; Mamiellales; Bathycoccaceae.
AUGCUCGAUCGCGCGCGCGACGUCGAGGCGCAAAUCCCGUCGUCGUCCUCCCCUCUCCUGCCCGUCGACGACGAACACGCGGCGCACGCGGCGUCGCAAAGACGCGACCGGCGACCGAGAUGGAUCCUGGGCGGUGGUCUGAUCGGCGCGUUGGCGCUCGUCGCGGUCGCAUCGCGCGACGAUCGCGCGCGUGAGAGCGCUUUAGGGAUCGGUGGAGCGAUCGGGCUCGUCGUCGGCGCGAGAGAGCCGCCGCGGGCGACGAAGUUGGUCCCGAGGGCGCUGGACGGGUUGAACGUCACGGAGAAGGCGCGCGCGCGGGCGAACGCCGAGUUGUAUCGAUUCGACGGCGAUGCGUCGCUCGAUGCGGUGCCGUAUUACGAUCUCACGGCGUAUCCUUCGGCGGCGUUGAAGAGGGCGAUCGAUUCGCUGAGGACGAGCGAUGAGGCGACGUACGAGGCGUUUGGAAACGUGCACGAGGAAUACGGGCGGUUGGUGGCAGAUAGGAUCGGGGCCAGGAAAGACGUCGGGGCGUCUUUGAGUGCGGUCACGGCGUGGGUGAACGCCAAGCGACAGGGUUUGGGGCAGCUCAUCGUCGCAACACCGAAGGGGUACGUGAACUCACACGCCGGACCUCCGACGGAGUUUGACUCGUUUGUGUUGAGCUUCAUGUUGCGUGGACCGAAGAAGUGGGACGUCGUCUUCCUCGACCGCGGCGAGCGUGGCGUGAGUGAGGAUAACCUGAAGCGACCAGAGGCUCUGUUUACGAACAAGGCGUGGGAACAACCAUAUUUGCUGUACAACAACACAGCGAGCAUCGUCGGCGAACGCUUGGAGACAAACCUUUACAUGGUGUCUAAGAUGUUCCUCGACCGCCUCCCGUCACACAUGAGAGAGAUGCCCAUGGUGAACGUCGAUAAUUGGCUCAACGAUUUGUGCGCGCACGGCAAAUUGACGUGCUACUCGUACACAGCGAAGAACUGGUACGAUGGCUUGUCGUCGAAGCAUAAGGCAAACGCCGUUGAGCCAAACACCAGGGCGCCGAUUUUCGAUCCAAACACGGCGCGUGCGUUCGAGGAGGAGGAGAGAAAUGAGACCGCAAGCGCUGCGAUAUCGCAAGAGAGAACUGAUGCGGACGAAGAGGACGCAGCGAUGGAUAAAACCGUAAAUUUGCCAGAGGUUGCUGCCGACAUUGAUGAGUCUGUAUCGUGGAACAAAGUAGCGGCGAAGGAUGAACCGGACGCGAAGCAACCGGUCGAGGAGUCGAGCACAGAUCCCACCGAUAUCGAGGUGCGCGCAAUGCUCGCGCGGGAGGCGCCGAUCACGUCUUGGAUGGGCGCGAGGCUCGGCACACGCGCGCGACCAGAUGUUAUCGCGAAGAGCACGCGCGCGUACACUGGCGACGAAAUCGAUCGCUUCUUUUAG